This is a messenger RNA of Cephus cinctus (wheat stem sawfly), 626 nucleotides long. RefSeq lists its product as uncharacterized. The record is from RefSeq and is a predicted model, not a curated record. NCBI's taxonomy places the organism in Eukaryota, Metazoa, Arthropoda, Insecta, Hymenoptera, Cephidae. Bases 25 to 408 code for a protein of 127 amino acids. The transcript has 3 exons.
UCCUGAAUCAACCCCCGUGCUGAAAUGUCAGGCAGGCAACCCAAGAGACCACAACACAAUAGUGCUCACACCACAACGCACGGUAACAAUAAGCCAACCUUAUGGGAUUAUUUAUAUACACACAUAUGCCUUUUUGACUUUCCCAUAGAAACACGAGGUCCGACACUUUUGCCAUGGGACGUGGCUCGAGUCGUCUCGCAUCCUGGCACGGGCCAUCUGCAAAUGUGUCAUAAUGGCAGCAAUGAGACGACCAGCUGGGCGCUCAGCUUGAUGUCCGUUUUCAUGAUUGCUCCCUGCGGUCGCGGCACUUCUAAAGUUGCAGCUAGAAGGAGCCUCGGAAAACCGUAUCAAAUUGAUGGACUCCUUCUCACCAAGGUGGUCUUACGCAAUCCCACAUCUGCGACAUAACGGAGCGUGACUAAACAUCGCCCUACUAUAAGGAGGGUCCAUGCAAUUCGAUAGCACACAUGGAAAUCUUUUGUGAUCACAGAGGUACAAGGUAACGAAGAAAAAAAGAUAUCAGCGUCUAGUUAUAGUAAAUUAUCUUAUAACUAAUAAUUAUCCUUUUAUAAAAAUAACGAGAACAAUAGCAAAAAUUCAAUAAAGUUAUAUUCUGUGCACAGUGA